UGCCCGCUGCUGCCGUGCCCUGCCCCUCGCGGCUCUGCCCCCCGGAUGAUGCCGGUUAUUUAUUGCGCUGCCCAGCACGGGCCGGCCCCAGGGCUCGGUGUCCCCUUUCAGCGCCGGCCGCGUGUCCUUGAGGCGGCUCCCGGCGCUCCCGGACACCGCCCGGAGCCCGGAGCCUCCCGAGCACGGCGGUCGGAGACGAGGCACUUCUCCUCUGGCCACCUGCUGACCCAGCCCCGGGUUCCCCCUUUCCUAGGCACCGCUCUGUUCUGGGAACAACCGUGAGAACUCUGCCCGGGAAGUGCAUUCCCUGUCCUACAUGCACUAUUUAAAUGAGUGAAUCGUCUGCCUUCCUUCACAGAUGCCCUCAGAACAUGUCUGAUUGGACAAGUCUGUGGUAUGUCUGGCUGAUCUUGCUGCUGGUGUUCCUGCUCCUGCUCUGCGGGGUCUCAGCGAGCUGUGUCAAAUUCUGCUGCCGGAAGAAAAGGCUUCCAGUGGAGCCCUUCCCUCGGCACCCUUGUGACCUGCCAGUGAUUGGCAUUGACAGUGACAGCACUGCCCACAGCACAGUGACCUCAUACAGCUCAUGGCAGUACCCUCCAAGUGUCCAGAUUCCCUUGGUAUUUGUGGAUAUGGAUAAGAACACUGUGUCCCCUCCAGCUUACAGCCUCUAUGCCAUGGACCUGCCACCUUCCUAUGAUGAAGCUGUUCAAAUGGGAAAGCAAGUGGCACGGACAAACCAGAAACUUGAUGACAUCCCUGAACAGGUGACAUCACGUGGGCUGAAUCCCAGCCAGUCCCCACCUGACACAAUCAACAGAGAUCCAGCAACACAGGCAAAUUCAGAAGAUUCAGAAGAUGCCAGGAAAGAACAGCCACAGGUCUGACUCAGUUCAGAUGGGGAGAAAAGUAAGGGAAGGACUGUAAGAGUUAAAGAAGACAUGAAGAGUUUGGGUUUCUAAGUAGGUUAUGAUGGAAAGAUAUUUCUUCUCAUGCCCUUGUAAUGAUUUGUCAGAAGAAAUGUUUUCUGUGACUGCUGUAAUCCCCUGGUAAAGCUUCUUCAAGGAUAUGAAAUGAGGUAAAAGGGCAGCAGUUUAAAAAUGCCUGUAAAAGUGGGACGUGAAUGCGUGUUCAUCUUCUGAUAAAAAAAUUGUUCCUUGUGUCCAGCAAUAAAAAAGGUCAGGAGAAUUUUGCCACCUUGGGAAUACACACUCAGAACAGCACAAACAGGAAGCUGCUGUACUAGAACAGAAGUUUCCCAAGUGGAGUUGAAGGGGGAAUCCCAGCAAGUGACACUGAACAACCUCUGUGGUUUCUCUUCUUUUGAGAACACCAGCUGCCCAGGAAACUGCUGAGGACAAAUGCUGCACAGUGGCUCGUGUUCCUCAAGGAGCAGGAAGAUGCCAGGACAGGAGAGCGUGGAGGGAAAUGCUUUGUGCUGUUUCACACCUGCACAAAGGGAAUGAGGCAGAUGAGACACGACACUUCUGUGCUGGUGGUGGUCAUGAGACCCCAAGGGAUUGUUUUUGAGGUUCUAUAAAUCUUUCCAUUUCUAUUUUUGGAGAUGUGUUGCCUUGUGGGUGGGUUCCCUUUGCUAUUUAUUUUUUCCACAUAAAGUACACAUUAAUUCCAAAGAGA
This is a messenger RNA of Onychostruthus taczanowskii (white-rumped snowfinch), 1635 nucleotides long. It is a transcript of the gene TMEM52, whose product is annotated as transmembrane protein 52. Lineage: Eukaryota; Metazoa; Chordata; Aves; Passeriformes; Passeridae. The coding region runs from base 330 to 884 and encodes 184 amino acids. The transcript has 4 exons. The record is from RefSeq and is a predicted model, not a curated record.